This is a messenger RNA of Symsagittifera roscoffensis, 4521 nucleotides long. Its product is annotated as calphotin-like. The record is from RefSeq and is a predicted model, not a curated record. Lineage: Eukaryota; Metazoa; Xenacoelomorpha; Acoela; Convolutidae. Bases 213 to 4115 code for a protein of 1300 amino acids. The transcript is spliced from 2 exons.
CCUGCUUCACUGAUCCCAUAAAAUGCCAGUUUUUUAACAAACAACAAAGCAAAAUUCUUAAUUGGAACACAAGUUUUUCAUUCCACUAAUUUAUAUCGUUAUCGGGAUUUUUUUCCGCAGAACAAACAUCAGAUAGCGUGGUCAAAUUUGUUGUCAGGAUAUCUUUCCGCUCGUUUUUCGAGUUAAUUUUAUUUUAAUUUUUCUUCGAAACGAUGAAACAGACCCUUAUUUUCCUUAUUAUCACGGCACUUCUAAGUGCUCUUAAUCAGGCGUCCCCUAUCAAUUUUGGAUCAGGCAUUGACCGCGAUGAAGUAAUCCCGAGUGGGGAUGGAUUUGAACCCGACGAAGACGUUGGUCUAUUUGAGGACGAGGUUGAGGAAAACGUGACCUUGAGUGGCGAUGUCAAAAAGAUCAUGAAUGAGCAAGAUGACGUCAUGAUGAGCGGAGAUCUGGAAGAUGACGUCAUAUUCAGCGGAGACUUAGAUGAUGACAUCAUGAUUAGUGGGGAUCCGAUAGAAGAGGCCAUGCUCAGCGGAGACAUGGAAAACGACUUCAUGAUCAAUCUAGACCUCGAGGAUGAUGACAUGAUGAUUGGCGAACUAGACGAUGACACCAUGAGUGGAAUGUUUGAAGAUGACGCAGUUUUUAGCGGAGAUAUUGAGGAAGAUCUUUUGCUUAGUGGUAUAGAAGAUGAAGACAUUUUUAUCAGCGGUGAAAUCCCUGAAAGCUCUGGUGACCUUUACAAAGACGAUGAUGCAAUCCUCGGUUUUGGUGAGGAGGGGGAAGACGACGUGUUAGAACCUCUUGUCGAGAUAUCAAAUGGUCCAGAUGUUGCUCCAAUAAUCCAGGAUGUCAUUACAACGGAAGCCGUUCCUCCGCCUUACUUACAAGAUAUCGUAGUACCAGGUGAAACUCCAGUUGUUCAAAACGACUCUCCAGAAGUUCCACUUAUGGUUCAAGGCAACAAUGAUGCAACACCUCUGAUUCAGGAUGAAUUGCAGGAUUCAGACCCUGUGGUUCUGGAUAACAUACAGGAAGCUCCUGUUAUUCAAAACGACAUUCCAGAUCCAAUGCUUAUGAUUCAGGAAGACAUGACGCCAGAGGCAGUGCCUAUGGCUCAGGAUAACCUGAUGCCAGAUCCAUCUCCUAUGAUUCAAAACGACAUGCUGGAUACAAUGCCUAUGGUUCAAGAAAACAUGAUACCAGAUGCAGUGCCUAUGAUUCAAAAUGACAUGCCGGAUGCGAUGCCUGUGAGCCAAGAGAACACUCCAGAAGUAGCGCCUGCAAUGCAGUAUAGUACCCCCGACGAGAAUCCGCUAAGCCAAGACAACAACCCAGUUGAAUCUAUUAUAGACCCAAUAGAAUCACUAAGUGAAGAACUGCCGAACAAUCUUAAUAGUGAACUCCCUGAAACUGGUUACGCUGGAACAACCACGAUUCUAACAACUUCAGAAAAAGUAUUCAUCAAUCCAACGACAAAAUUUUCGGAACCUUCAGUGCUUUAUGAACCUGAUUCCACAGCUGAUUCCAUAGUUUUGCCAGAAGACUCGGCAACAGAGCCAGCUGGUUUUAUGUCUGAAGCAGCAGAUAUAAUGAACAGUGCCGAAGAAGUCAUUGACGAUGCCAUAAAAAUCCUGCAAUAUCCCGCAACGCCGACAACUGAAAAAUCAUGGAUGAGUUCUAUAAUGACAACACAAAAUCUUUCCAUGAGAACUGACGAGGAAGCCAUGCCAGGUGAACUAGCAGGCAUUGCUCCUUCAAUGAUAACUGACAUUCCUCUGAUGACAACAGAAAAACCGGCCACAACAACUGCUAUGGAAUCUAGGCUAAGUGAAGUGUCAGCCAUGGCACCUUCAACCAUGAUGAUUGUCAUGCCUCCCAUGACAAGCAAAGAACCAGCUACAGCUACUGACUUGAAAUCCUUGCCCGGAGAAGUGCAAACCACGGCUCCUUCUAUCAUUAUGGCUGACAUGUCUCUGAUGACAACUGAAGAACAAGGCAUGGCAACUGACUGGAAAUCUUUAACUGGCGAAGCACCAGCAAUGGCUCCUUCUGCAAUGAUGGCUGAACUGCUUUCUUUGACAACCGAAGAGCCAGCUAUGGUAACUGUUAUGAAAUCUAUGUCUGGCGAAGCACCAGCCACGUCUCCUUCUAUGAAGAUGCCUGAUAUGGCUCCGAUGACAACUGAAGAACCAGACAUGGCGACGGACAUGAAUUUCAUGCCUGGCGAAGCUUCAGCCAUGGCACCUUCUAUGAUGAUCGCUGACAUUCCUCCGAUGACAACUGAAGAACCAGCCAUGACAACUGAAAUAAGUUCUAUGUCUGGCGAAGCACAAGCCAUGUCUCAUUCUAUGUUAAUGGCUGACCCGCGUCCGAUGACAACUGUAGACCCAGUCAUGGCAUCUGACAUGAAAUCCUUGUCUGGCGAAGUACCAGCCAUGUCUCCUCCUAUAAAAAUGGCUGGCCCGAGUCCGAUGACAACUCAAGGCCCAAUCAUGGCCACUGACAUGAAAUCCUUGUCUGGCGAAGUACCAGCCAUGACUCCAUCUAUGGAGAUGGCUGAUAUUGCUCCGAUGACACCUGAAAAACCAGACAUGGCGACGGACAUGAAUUUCAUGCCUGGCGAAGCUUCAGCCAUGGCACCUUCUAUGAUAAUGGCUGACAUUCCUCCGAUGACAACUGAAGAACCAGCCAUGGCAAGUGACAUAAGUUCUAUGUCUGGCGAAGCACCAGCCAUGGUACCUUCUAUGAUGAUCGCUGACAUUCCUCCGAUGACAACUGAAGAACCAGCCAUCGCAACUGACAUGAAUUUCAUGCCUGGCGAAGCACCAGCCAUGGCACCUUCUAUGAUAAUGGCUGACAUUCCUCCGAUGACAACUGAAGAACCAGCCAUGGCAAGUGACAUAAGUUCUAUGUCUGGCGAAGCACCAGCCAUGGUACCUUCUAUGAUAAUGGCAGAUAUUCCUCCGAUAACAACUGAAGAACCAGCCAUGGCAACUGACAUGAAUUUCAUGUCUGGCGAAGCACCAGCCAUGGCACCUGCUAUGAUAAUGGCUGACAUUCCUCCGAUGACGACUGAAGAACCAGCCAUGACAACUGAAAUAAGUUCUAUGUCUGGCGAAGCACCAGCCAUGGCACCUUCUAUGAUAAUGGCUGACAUUCCUCCGAUGACAACUGAAGAACCAGUCAUGGCAAGUGACAUAAGUUCCAUGUCUGGCGAAGCACCAGCCAUGGCACCUUCUAUGAUAAAGGCUGACAUUCCUCCGAUGACAACUGAAGAACCAGCCAUCGCAACUGACAUGAAUUUCAUGUCUGGCGAAGCACCAGCCAUGGCACCUGCUAUGAUAAUGGCUGACAUUCCUCCGAUGACGACUGAAGAACCAGCCAUGACAACUGAAAUAAGCUCUAUGUCUGGCGAAGCACCAGCCAUAGUACCUUCUAUGAUAAUGGCAGAUAUUCCUCCGAUAACAACUGAAGAACCAGCCAUGGCAACUGACAUGAAUUUCAUGUCUGGCGAAGCACCAGCCAUGGCACCUUCUAUGAUAAUGGCUGACAUUCCUCCGAUGACGACUGAAGAACCAGCCAUGACAACUGAAAUAAGUUCUAUGUCUGGCGAAGCACCAGCCAUGGCACCUUCUAUGAUAAUGGCUGACUUUCCUCCGAUGACAACUGAAGAACCGACCAUGGCAACAGACAUGAAUUUAAUGCCUGGUGAAAUACCACCCAUGGCACCUUCUAUGAUAAUGGCUGACUUUCCUCCGAUGACAACUAAAGAGCCAGCCAUGGCAACUGAAAUAAAUUCCAUGUCUGGCAAAGAACCACCAGCCAUGGCACCUUCUAUGAUAAUGGCUGACUCUCCUCCGAUGACAACUGAAGAACCAGCCAUCGCAACUGAAAUAAAUUCCAUGUCUGGCAAAGAACCACCAGCCAUGUCUCCUUCUAUGAUAAUGGCUGACUUGGUUCCAACCGGUAUUCUAGACCUGGGAAAGUCAACCGAGUAUAGACAUAGUACUCUUGAGGAAUCAUCUCAGACUAUGGACGAAAUAAUCAAAGCAGAGCCCGUUAAAUUAGUUCAUGUAGACGCUACUAUCAAUAUCCUGCCAUCACGAAAAUAGACAGUUAACGCAAAGCUCUCAAAGUUUAUAUCGAUUUUUUGUUAGUCUGUGGUCUGGCUCGUUUCCAGGUAUCGCUUGUGAUUUCUUCUAAAAUGCAAUAUAUCAGUUUAAAAUGACUUUUUUUAAUUAUAAACUGCAUUAAAAUUGUCAGCGUGAACAGAUAAACAAAUUUCUACAACAAUUUUCGAACAGUUUUGACUUAUAUUAAAGCCGGGUAGGAAACUGGAAAAGAGCCUGCGAUCUUUAUCUUUGCUCAAUCGAUUCAACAACUAUCAUAACGGCAAUUUCAUAAGGGAAUGAAUGAUUUAUGUGAUAUAAAUGUAAAAUUAUAUCGAAAAUAAUAACAGUGAUUAACGAAUUUAAAGUGGUGAUGUUGCAAUAGAUGAUAAUUUAUUCUUUAAAACUC